This is a messenger RNA of Anopheles marshallii, 1161 nucleotides long. RefSeq names its product serine protease snake-like. Lineage: Eukaryota; Metazoa; Arthropoda; Insecta; Diptera; Culicidae. Gene Ontology annotation, biological process: proteolysis. The coding region runs from base 1 to 1161 and encodes 386 amino acids. The transcript has 4 exons. The record is from RefSeq and is a predicted model, not a curated record. Gene Ontology annotation, molecular function: serine-type endopeptidase activity.
AUGGCCGCAAGCCAAGCCGGACUGACGAUGUGGUCAGUGUUUCUAGUGCUGUGUUGCCUAACGCAUAGUUUACUGGCUUUGCAAGAAGGUGAGUCGUGCCAGCACCAGGGAGAGACGGGAGUUUGCAGACCAUACUCAAAGUGUAAGCGCGGCAAUCGCAUUACCGUGUGCAGCUAUUCAGCAACGGAAGCAAUCAUCUGCUGUCCUCCAUCGCAACAGCUGGAACCAGCUGGCGUCAGUAGAACAGGUCCACUAAGCUCGACUAAUCGUGCCGGGACCGUGGAACGCAUCAGCGAGAAAAAAUGUAGAGACUACAAAGAUCUUACUACGGAGAGUGUCGCCAUCAGUGCGCUGACGCUCAAUCCGACGCUGGUCAAAAUUGAUGUGCCAAAGUGUGACAUGGUAGUGAAGCUGAUCGUCGGUGGCAACAUUACGAAACCGGGUGAAUUUCCCCACAUGGCAGCGAUCGGUUGGCGUCGUCCGAACGGUGGCUACUCGUUCGAAUGCGGUGGAUCACUGAUCAGCGAAUACUACCUACUAACGGCGGCCCAUUGUUACGCUGAAUCCGAAUCGGGCGAAUUGCCAUCGAUGGUGCGGCUGGGUGACCAAAACUUGGUGCGCGAUGACGAUGGUGCCGAGCCGGAGGAUUACGACAUCAAGCAAUUCAUCGUGCAUCCGGAUUUUAAAUGGAGCGCCGGCAAAUACAACGAUCUAGCCUUGAUCGAAACGAACGAACGGGUGGUUUUCACGAACUUUAUCCGUCCGGCAUGUCUGUACACAGCGGACAGAUUGGACGUAAGCACGGCGAUUGCGACCGGGUUCGGGUUGACCGAGGACUUUGGCCCCAAGUCGGAUGAGCUGCGCAAAGUGGCGUUGAAUAUUUACGAUAACGCACUGUGUGCCGAUCGGUACCGGUUGAACCGUCACAUCCGCCAAGGCAUCAGCAGCACGCAGAUGUGCGUUGGUGAUCUCUCGGGCGGUAAGGAUACGUGCCAGGGUGACUCCGGUGGACCGUUGCAGGUUACGCGCGAAGAAAACCAAUGCAUGUUCUACAUCGUUGGUGUGACAUCGUUCGGACAGGUGUGCGGUAGUGCAACGCCGGCAAUCUACUCUAGAGUCAGCUCGUACCUUGAUUGGAUCGAAUCUGUCGUUUGGCAAUAA